Molecule: messenger RNA, 1420 nt
Organism: Prosopis cineraria
Lineage: Eukaryota; Viridiplantae; Streptophyta; Magnoliopsida; Fabales; Fabaceae
Product: electron transfer flavoprotein subunit alpha, mitochondrial
Cellular component (GO): mitochondrion
Molecular function (GO): flavin adenine dinucleotide binding; electron transfer activity
Source: RefSeq, a predicted model, not a curated record
AACUCUUGCAUAUGGAAUUACGCAGUUGUUACCUAAAAAAAAAUUGCGCAGUUUGCGUGUUUUGGUUGGAUUUGGAGGCUUUGAUCAAUAAGCUCGUUUGUUUCAGAUGCUCCUUCAUUCCGAUUCAUAAUCACUUUCUGACGUGAUUUUUAUCAGAAGGCUGAAAUACUUUAAAGUUGGCAUUCAUCAGAAUUACACUUUCAGUUCCUGGAACAAUGGCGACUCGCAUGAUCCUUGGAGGUAUCCGGAAACGCACCGUUUUGCUGUCUGCCUCACAUUUUCAGUCACUCUCAUCCGCUUUGAUUAUAGCAGAGCACGAAGGUGGUGCUGUAAAAGCUCCUUCCAUCAGCGCGGCGCGGUUGCGGCUGCCAAGUCGUGGUGAUGAUGCUUCAAUUUCUGUGCUUUUGGCUGGUUCGGGUCCUUCCCUUCACGAUGCUGCUUCGCAUGCUGCUUCAUGCCACCUUCAAUCUCUCAAGGUGCUUGUGGCAGAUUCAGAUAAAUUCAAGAACCCUCUAGCUGAGCCCUUGGCAAAAUUAGUUCAUUUGGCUCAGCAGAGUGGUGGUUACUCUCAUAUUAUUGCCGCUUCAAAUUCAUUUGGGAAAAAUGUGGUGCCACGGGCAGCGGCUCUUUUAGAUGUUUCUCCAAUCACUGAUGUUAUCGAAAUUUCUGAAUCUCAUACUUUUGUGAGGCCUAUAUAUGCUGGAAAUGCCCUUUCAACUGUUCGAUAUACUGGUGCUAACCCUUGUAUAUUGACAAUUAGAUCCACAUCUUUUCCCAUUUCCCAGAAAACAGUUGAUUCAAAAUCUAAUCAGGCUACAAUAUCUCAGGUUGACCUUUCAACAUUUGAUGAAGAUCUUGGCAAGUCUAGAUACAUAUCUCAUACAUCUCAGGAUUCAGAGAGGCCAGAUCUUGGGAAUGCACGUAUCGUUGUUACUGGUGGUCGUGCGUUGAAAAGUGCUGAGAACUUUAAAAUGAUUGAAAAGUUAGCUAACAAGCUUGGUGCUGCUGUUGGGGCCACUCGAGCUGCUGUUGAUGCUGGGUUUGCCCAUGAUCUCCAGGUUGGGCAAACUGGGAAAAUUGUUGCCCCAGAACUCUAUAUGGCAUUUGGGGUGUCAGGAGCUAUUCAACACUUGGCAGGGAUGAGAGAUUCCAAAGUCAUUGUUGCUGUAAACAAAGAUGCUGAUGCUCCUAUAUUUCAGGUUGCCGAUUAUGGACUAGUCGGAGAUCUGUUUGAAGUGAUCCCGGAGUUGCUAGAAAAGCUUCCUGAGAAAAAUUAAUCCAAUAGCUUUCAAUGAUCAAAGUUGUAUCGUUAGAACUUUGUUUACCUCAUUUAAAAAAAAAAUGAAAAAAGAUAUGUGGAUACUAAUUGGCGCUAUACCAGUUAAAGCAAUAUAUGACUUUAACUAUCCAACAACGUAAA